AAAAAGAAUUAUAAUUCACUUCUGCACGUUACGCAUUAAUUGUCAAAAUUGAGUUUAGUCUACUUUUCCUUCAAAAUUUCGAAAGUGUUGUAUAUUGUUGUUCUUAAAUUCCUUCGUCAGUUUUUCUUUUCACCCUAUAUGUAAUUCUGGCAAUGCUGUAUAUGUAAAAAACAGCUGAAUAGAGGAAAGUUUCUGUGGUUUUUUCAUUAGUUAUAAAUAUUAGCUACAAAAAGUUGUGCGAAUUAAACGACGUUUUUCUGCAAACGCACACUUGAUAACAGUAAAUAUUUAAAUAACAAUUAAUUCAAAAAAGUUGUGAACCAUAUAAUUCUAUAAAAACACUGCAUAAAUGCAGUAUAGUGAGCAAAGGAUUGUAUGCACAAGGUUGUUAGCGAGGAUUAUUUAGCCGACGAUUGGAAUUUCAAUAAGCAAUAAUUUUCGACAUACCAUUUGCAAAUGUACGAUGGCCUUUCAGAGUAUAAGACAAUUUUACGUAGAAAUUCCUCCAGUAACUCGCUUUUACACGACAGCAUGCGUCCUUACUACAUUGGUUGUGCAUUUGGAUAUUGUAUCGCCUUUACAAUUAUAUUUCAAUCCUACUUUAAUUUUACGUAAAUUACAAUUAUGGCGUUUAGCAACAACCUUCCUGUUUUUUGGUUCAUCAGUAGGCAUAACCUUUUUUUUUAACAUUGUCUUCACCUAUCGUUAUUGUCGCAUGCUCGAAGAGGGAUCUUUUCGUGGACGAAGUUCCGAUUUUGUUACCAUGUUUUUAUUUGGUGCCGCUCUUAUGACUUUUUUCGGCAUGUUUGUAAACCUAUUGUUUUUGGGCCAGGCCUUUACACUUAUGCUAGUGUACGUCUGGUCACGUCGUAAUCCAGGUGUACGUAUGAAUUUUUUCGGUGUCAUGAAUUUUCAGGCACCCUAUUUACCUUGGGUUUUAUUGUGUUGCUCCAUGAUUUUGGGUAAUACCAUAUGGGUGGAUAUAAUUGGCAUGGGUGUCGGCCAUAUAUAUUACUUCCUCGAAGACGUAUUUCCAUUCCAAAGAAACGGUUACAAAUUUCUAAAAACACCAAAUUUUCUAAAGCUUUUAUUUAACGAACAUAUAGACCGUAAUUAUCAACCGCUUCCGGAAGAUCGUCCAGGCGGUUUUAAUUGGGGCGGCGACGAAGGCCAACCUCCACCAGAUAAUAAUAACGCUGAAGAAGGGGCACUUAAUGCAGAAGUCGCACGAGAUCCUCAACAAGAUCAUAACCAAAGAGAUAUUCCGGCGGCUGUCGUAAAUUAGUUCACCAAUUCGAAAUGUUAAGAAAACCCGCCGUUUCCAAACAAGCAUCUCGUAACAAUUAGUGAUUUUCCAAGGUUUUUCUUCAAAUUUUUCAAUUUUUCUUACUACUUCGCAAAUAGCAAUCGUUUUGUGGAAAUGCUUUAAAGUUCAUGUAUAUUUUGCUACUAAUUUUUAUAAGCGCUGAAGUACUAUUGAGUCACUAUAGGUUAAAUUUACAAAAACCAAAUGAUCUAAAAAAUAAACGUUAAUAGAAAAAAAGUUGUUCUUUACAUUAAAACGAUUAUGUUCUAUGUUUUAUUUUUAUUAUUUUUCAUUUUCUUCUUUUUUUAUUUAUUCAUACAGUUCCGACAAUAAUGCGAUUUCUCGUUACUGUUAUCGAAUUUGCCCUUUCCGUAAAAUAUUACUGUUGCCAGUUGCUUUUUGCCUUUAAUCUUAACUAUUUUUUAAUUAGUAUUGAUUGGAUUGAUUUUAUAUAUGUUGCUUGUACGCGGGAAUAAUGCAAAGUAAACGUUUCUGUGGCUCUUAUUCACUUUUUUUUUUGGCGGCGGGGGGAGGGGGCUUUCAAAUAUUUGUACCUAGAUAAGCCUAGAAAUUAAUAUGUAGCGAACAUCACACCUCCCAGUAAGCAGUACAAACAAGCUAAAUAUAUUAAUUCGAUUUUUGCCGUUCUUUUUACUUUUCUUUUUACAAAAUGGCGAUUAUUUUUUGCAUGGAAAGAUUGAAGCAAAAAUAGAAAAGCCCGAUUGAAGAACGUCGUUUAACUUUAGAAUGUUUGAAAUUAAUGAUCGUUUCGUUGCGAAAAAAUGCAAAAAAAAUUAUGAUUACAAUCACGAAAAACUGCUGAAAGCAACUUUUUAAUAACUAAAUUUGGGAUUUUUCAAUUCAUGAGGAAAAAACGUCAAUCUUAUGAAAUAAAAUAAAACCUGAGAAACUUAAAAAAUUAUCCAUAUAUAUAUAUGUAAAUAUUUAGAUGUUAAUGAUUUAAAUAAUUAAUCAUCAAAAAUAAAAUCAUUCUAAACUGUUCACACUUAAAACACUAGUCGAGUAUACGACAGAACUGAAAAAAAAGUCUUAAAAUAUAUGAUGGACUUAAAAAAUUAAAGCGCUAUAAUAACUAUAAGUAGUGUUUGAAAACUUGAGAAAGAUGUUGAGAGGGACAAAAAUAGAGAAAUAAAGUUAUAAUGGAAAAAAAUUAACUAUUUUCGCUUCGUUAUACACAUGAUAUCAAAAGUUAAAAUAAUCUUAAAAUUAAAACACAAAAAAAAAAAAA
Glossina fuscipes is the source of this 2555-nucleotide messenger RNA. RefSeq names its product derlin-2 (gene Der-2). The transcript has 4 exons. Gene Ontology annotation, cellular component: endoplasmic reticulum membrane; Hrd1p ubiquitin ligase ERAD-L complex. Gene Ontology annotation, molecular function: misfolded protein binding; ubiquitin-specific protease binding. The record is from RefSeq and is a predicted model, not a curated record. Lineage: Eukaryota; Metazoa; Arthropoda; Insecta; Diptera; Glossinidae. Gene Ontology annotation, biological process: endoplasmic reticulum unfolded protein response. The coding region runs from base 464 to 1285 and encodes 273 amino acids.